Molecule: messenger RNA, 1590 nt
Organism: Chanos chanos (milkfish)
Lineage: Eukaryota; Metazoa; Chordata; Actinopteri; Gonorynchiformes; Chanidae
Product: tubulin alpha chain
Exons: 4
Coding region: 56-1408 (450 amino acids)
Biological process (GO): microtubule-based process
Cellular component (GO): microtubule
Molecular function (GO): structural constituent of cytoskeleton; GTP binding
Source: RefSeq, a predicted model, not a curated record
AUACUGCCUUCACUCUCCGAAUCCUCGACGUCGGUCUGAAGGAGAAUCUGACAAAAUGCGUGAGUGUAUUUCCAUGCACGUCGGCCAAGCCGGAGCCCAGAUGGGCAAUGCAUGCUGGGAGCUGUACUGCCUGGAGCAUGGGAUCCAGCCUGACGGUCAGAUGCCUAGUGACAAAACCAUUGGAGGAGGAGACGACUCCUUCAACACCUUCUUCAGUGAGACAGGAGCUGGCAAACAUGUCCCUCGCGCUGUGUUUGUGGACCUGGAGCCCACUGUCAUUGAUGAGGUACGAACGGGUACCUACCGCCAGCUGUUCCACCCAGAGCAGCUGAUUACUGGUAAAGAGGAUGCUGCCAACAAUUAUGCCCGUGGGCACUACACAAUUGGCAAGGAGAUCAUCGACCUGGUGCUGGACAGGACCCGCAAACUGGCGGACCAGUGCACUGGGCUCCAGGGAUUCCUGAUCUUCCACAGUUUUGGUGGUGGUACCGGCUCCGGGUUUACCUCCCUCCUCAUGGAGCGUCUGUCUGUUGACUACGGGAAGAAGUCCAAGCUUGAAUUUGCUGUCUACCCCGCACCCCAAGUUUCCACAGCUGUGGUGGAGCCUUACAACUCCAUCUUGACCACCCACACCACCCUGGAACACUCCGACUGUGCCUUCAUGGUGGACAACGAGGCCAUUUACGACAUCUGCCGUAGGAACCUGGACAUUGAGCGUCCCACCUACACCAACCUGAACCGGCUGAUCGGUCAGAUCGUGUCCUCCAUCACGGCCUCGCUGCGCUUCGACGGCGCCCUGAACGUGGAUCUGACCGAGUUCCAGACCAACCUGGUGCCCUACCCUCGUAUCCACUUCCCCCUGGCAACCUAUGCCCCCGUGAUCUCUGCCGAAAAGGCCUACCACGAGCAGCUGUCUGUUGCUGAUAUCACCAACGCUUGCUUCGAACCAGCCAAUCAGAUGGUCAAGUGCGACCCCCGUCACGGCAAAUACAUGGCCUGCUGUCUCCUGUACCGUGGUGACGUGGUGCCCAAAGACGUCAACUCCGCCAUCGCCACCAUCAAAACCAAACGCUCCAUCCAGUUUGUGGACUGGUGUCCUACCGGCUUCAAGGUGGGUAUCAACUACCAGCCCCCGACCGUGGUGCCCGGAGGAGACCUGGCAAAGGUGCAGAGGGCCGUGUGCAUGCUCAGCAACACCACGGCUAUCGCCGAGGCCUGGGCCCGUCUGGACCACAAGUUUGACCUGAUGUACGCCAAGCGGGCCUUCGUCCACUGGUACGUCGGGGAAGGCAUGGAGGAGGGAGAGUUCUCCGAGGCCAGAGAAGACAUGGCUGCCCUGGAGAAGGAUUACGAAGAGGUGGGAACAGACAGCAUUGGAGAUGAAGACGAAGAGGGAGAAGAGUACUAAAAUGGCCGCCCCAGCCCUGGCUUGCUGAUCCCUCCAGCAGCUUUUGUUGCAUGUAAACAGCUCCAGCGUGUACAGCUUCCGCAAGGACGAAAAUGGAACCAUUCCAUUCUACAAGCACAUUCCACAGAGCUACAAGGACAUUCCUAAUGGGUCAUUUUCAAUAAAAGAUAUUCAUAAACUCA